CAAGUCGACGGUUGUGAAGGAAGAAAUGCCUGCUCGUGUGCGACGGAAUUUGAGUCCAAAUGAGAAAUCGAAUGGGUUGGAGCUGUAGUGAUGCGGCUCACCGUUCGAAAGGCGGUUCAAGGGACUGCUGUUUUUUGCUCUCUGGUAUGUUUGAACAUUUUGUACCAAGUUAGCCAGCAAGGCGGUACGGAGGUGGGAGGGCCAGAGUUUGACGGGAGUUACCGCCAUGGCCGGCGGGCGCAGUUCGUACAGGAGCCUCCGGACGCCCUGGAUCUUGUUAAAACUUUUAAUGCAGUCCCCGGCCGAAGACCAAGAAGUGCCAAGGGAGGUUUGGACGAUAGUCACCAAAGAGCAAAUGCUUCCCGUAGUCUGACAAAUGUCAAAGUUUCCGACCACAAUGUCGAUCAGUCGAAAUCCAAAGGCAAAAAGCACCGACUCACGAACUUGGGUGAUGUUUACAUCAGUGUCAAAACUACUCAGAAAUAUCAUCAGAGCAGGGUGAAAAUAUUGCUGGACACCUGGGUACAGUUGGCACGUGAACAGACUUAUUUCUUCACUGACACAGAUGAUGCCGAGUUACAGAAAAGAACAAACGGCCACAUGAUCAACACUAACUGCUCUGGCCAACACAACAGACAAGCUCUUUGCUGUAAGAUGGCGCAGGAGUACGAUUAUUUUCUGCAGUCAAAAAAAAGGUGGUUCUGUCACAUAGACGAUGACACGUAUGUGAAUGUCCCAGAACUGGUCAGACUUCUGCAGCAGUACAACCACACAGAUGACUGGUACCUGGGCAAACCCAGCCUUAAGCACCCGAUUGAGAUUGUGGACCGCGAAAACCAGGGGGUGAAGUUGGCGUUUUGGUUUGCCACAGGUGGAGCCGGCUUCUGUAUCAGUCGUAGCCUGGCUCUGAAGAUGAGUCCACAUGCCAGUGGUGGUCGCCUCAUGACAGUUGGUGAGAAGAUUCGCCUGCCAGAUGACUGCACCAUUGGCUACAUCAUACAUCAUGUGCUGGGCAAGAGGUUAACGGUUAUUCAGAACCUGCAUUCUCACCUGGAAGCUUUGUGGUUACUCAGGGAUGGUCUCUCCAGUCAGAUAACCUUCAGCUACUCACAGUAUGGGGAUAAGAUGAAUGUGGUAGAAGUGGCUGGGUUUGACCCCUCACAGGACCCCACCAGGCUGUACUCCUUGCAUUGUCACCUAUUUCCAUACUUCAAACAGUGUGAGAGCUUGUACAAAAAGCAGGCCUAACUCAGAAUUAACCAGUCAGAUGUCCAGCCAGAAGAGAAGUUGAUGGGUGUGAAGGCUGCUGGCAACUGCAUCAGUCACUUCAGUAGUGACAACUACCUAAUGGCAAGAUCUCAUAACCAUGCCAGCCCUUGGGAAUGAGCACUCAGGGGAGACUACUUUUGGUUCCCUCCUCUCCUUGCAAUUUAUAUGCCCUUGCUUGGCAUUAUCUUUUUUCUUCCUUGUCUUCCAGAAUGUGUUUUUUAAGUCCCUGACUUAUUACGUGUCUUCCAUAAUAUGACAAAAGAUGAAGCUGAAGACAAAACAAAUGAACGAGAUAGUUGACUUUUGAUAUUACUGGUACUUGUAGUAUCUAUAAAAUGGAGGUAACAUUUAUAUAAGACUGCUAGUGCAGCUGAGAUGUGAUCGUAUAGUUAUCUUAUAAUACUUACAUUAGCAUAAUUAAUGUCACACCUAAUAAACACAGUCAGCCCUGAGAUCAAACACUUUCCUUAUCUUGUCAAUCUGGAUCAAACACUUUAUCUGUCAUCAAUCGGGAUCAAACACUUUGCCUGUCUUAUCAACCUUUUGGGACAGGUAAAAUACUGGUUUAACCUUGGAAAAUGCAUUUUUAUGUGCAUAAAAAAAACUAUUGCAAUGUUGCAACUAAAACCUUAUCUUUUUUUGUGAACGAAGACUGAAACGCAGUUGAGACUUCUGUGAAAUGUUCUCUGUGAGUUUCAGGGUAAACCCUGGAAUACUAGGAAAACUUGGCGGGUAAUGUCACGGUAAGAUUGAGAAAGGUUUGUGAUCUCAGGGCUUAUUGUUGACUUCUGCACAUACUUCAUAAAUGUAAAUAUGUACAAACAUCACUGUGUGCUGUUCCUCUUAUUCUCUUUUUCCUUCACCAUUUCUGUUGUUUACAUGUUAGAUAAAGCAGAGCGUGCUCAGUGUGUUUAAUUCAUUAUUGUUUGUAUUUCACGAAAGCUGUGUAUUAUGUGCCUCAUAUAUUGAUCAGCAUUGUGUGUAAGAUUUCAUUUUAGUACUCUCAUAUUUCCUGUCCUACACUGAUUUCACAUUUAUAAUCCUUCCUGUGCUUUGCAAGCUUCUGCUCUGGUUUCCUUGGGAACCAGGUGUUAAGUGUAAUAAUACGACUUGUAUGGCUUUUGGGCUGAAUUGUGAUCUAAAGGUGAAGCAAUACGGGAGUUUGGCAUUCAAGCUCUUUUGUUCCUAAAGGUAAAAAUAGCCCUUCUGUAUCAUGUGACCUGUAAAAGUUGUUUGGCAACUUUUUGUGGACAUUCAUUUUUGACAUUCACCUUUCUCACUAUAUUUUUAAUAUGGUACAUAAAAGAAAAAGCUUUUCUUCAGGAAUUUCUUGAGUUUACAAAGGUCUGGCUCCUCAGUUUUCUCACUCAUUCGUCUCCUCUACAUAACCUUUUUUGAAACUUUUACAAGGCACCAGUGUUGUAGUAUAUAUAAUAAAAAUAGUUGCCCAUAAUUUCGGACAGGUCAAAUGGCACAUUGGGACAUUUUUUACCUUCAGUGAUAAAAGAGUGCGAACUGGAAACUCCCCUAUUGAUUGCAGAUUUUUACUGACCUUGGUAACAAAAGCCAGCUGAUAAAAGAAGAUAUUUAAUAUAAUCUGUGUUUGUAAAUUGUGACCUUUGCAAAUAUUUUUAAUCAUUAUUUAUUAGUUUUUGUUUUAUCUUUGCAUCAUUUUUACCAUUUCCUUGAUCAUUCCAUAAAUCAAUGGCAAUAGUGUUACAAAUCAGGUGCGUCAUUUUAAGCUUAUGUUUUAGAUGUGUGCUACUUCCUGUACUUAUAGCCUUUGUCUUUGUGGUCUUUUGUAUAUACUUAUUAUAUAGAUAUAUAUAUAUAUAUAUUUUAAGCAAAGAUUAACUAUCCAGAUUUCUAGCCGGUUGUGUUUUACUCGAUCUGUCAUGGGUCGUCAUCUUUUAUGUUGUGUCUAUGCAAUUUCUCUUGUGUGUUUUACGGUGAUAUUUGUUGCAUUUCAUGCAGUUGGUAGACAGGUAUCCCGUACACAAAGUUUAUAUGUGUGAAUGUACAAGGAGAAAGGUGUUUUCUCAGGUCAGUUACUGUUGUGUGCUCAGUCUAUAUCGGGGUUGUCCGACGGGUACAUUCAUGCUGACAUUGUGUACUGUUCGAUUGCAUCUCAUUAAAGUUUGUCGUUGACAGAACCACUUCAACAUUCACUAAACAUUUUCCUCAUGUGUUUCUGUAUCUUUGGAAACACCUCCUUUUCUACUAUAAGCAGGAUGUCAUACAUACAUAUAUAUGUAUAUCAAAAUUCAAGAGAAGAUUUACAGUGCAUAAUAUUGUGUAACUUGGUGUUAAAACUGCUAAUGUCUGGCUCAUGGAUGUCAUAAGCCUUUGUGAGAUUUCCCUUGUACAGUAUUUUUGUACCUCUGGCCGUGUGAUGUCUUCCAGUGGACUUGCCUGCUGGUGGUCAGUUUAUCUGACCAUGUGAAUCUUGUAUUCCCAUCAUCAGUUGUUACAUGUCACGUAGGUUUUGAUUAGCUCGCUGAUCCACAUGGUGAUUGUACAUGCAGGCUCAGUUCAUGGUAACUACAAUGUGAACACAUGUUAAACACAUACGUGUGUACUAUUACAUCAGUUCGUGGUACCUACAGUGUGAACACAUGUUAAACACAUACGUGUGUACUAUUACAUCAGUUUGUGGUACCUACAGUGUGAACACAUGUGAAACACAUACGUGUGUACUAUUAAAUGAUUUUGUGGUACCUACAUACGUGUGUACUAUUACAUCAGUUUGUGGUACCUACAGUGUGAACACAUGUGAAACACAUACGUGUGUACUAUUAAAUGAUUUUGUGGUACCUACAAAGUGAACACAUGUUAAACACAUACAUGUAUACUAUUACAUCAGUUCAUGGCACCUACAGUGGGAACACAUGUUAAACACAUACGUGUGUACUAUUACAUCAGUUUGUGGUACCUACAGUGUGAACACAUGUUAAACACAUACGUGUAUACUAUUAUACAGUUCGUGGUACCUACAGUGUGAACACAUGUUAAACACAUAUGUGUGUACUAUUACAUCAGUUUGUGGUACCUACAGUGUGAACACAUGUUAAACACAUACGUGUGUACUAUUACAUCAGUUCGUGGUACCUACAGUGUGAGCACAUGUUAAACACAUACGUGUGUACUAUUACAUCAGUUCAUGGUCAUUACCAUCCAGUUAAUCCAUGAUGGCUUCUGGAAGUAUUUUACUUAAUUUGCUACAUUGAAAAUUUUAUGAUAGAUUUCAGUGUCUCAAAUUAAACAGUUAUUGCCUUUUGCCCCUACUCUUAAAGAAUAGAAAAUUAAAGUCAUUUGUCCAAGAAUUACCCUCAAUACCUAUUGCUCUGUUGAAAAACUAUGAGAUUACUAACAAUUAUUUUGUGUUGCAAAUCCUCAGAUUACUCUAAUAGCAACUCUUGAUUAUUCUUGUAUCAAACUUUUAGAUUGUUCUGUUGGUAAACUCUCAGUAAAUUCUGUUGGCAAACUCUCAGUUGGCAAACUUGCAGAUCUGUUGACAGACUCUCAGAUUACUGCUAAUUGUCAGGAGCCUGCCAUGUACUCUGAGAAUGUGAUCUUCUUGAUGGCUCAGAUAGAUAACAUCUCCUAGGUUUUACUUUUGAACAAUUCAGACGUUAAAGGAUCUGAAUGUUUUUUGCUUGUUUUUUCAUUCUUUGAUAAGAUUCAGUUGUGAGAUUAGAAGCAAUUUCCAGUUUUGCCUGUUUAUGUUUGUUUUUCACUUUCACAUUAGUGUUUUGGAUUGCACAGUGUUCAUUGACUCUUUGUUACAUUUUUGUUGGCGAUAUUAGGUCUGGCCCCAGUUGUUGUAGUUGUCAGAUCUACCUGAUUACAUUGAGCAAAUGAAGCAUUAGCUCAUAUGAGCCCUGUGGUGCUAACUUACAUCUGUUCCCAAACAUUGAAUAAAAUUGUUAUUUUGACA
Messenger RNA from Liolophura sinensis, 5206 nucleotides. Its product is annotated as fringe glycosyltransferase-like. The record is from RefSeq and is a predicted model, not a curated record. NCBI's taxonomy places the organism in Eukaryota, Metazoa, Mollusca, Polyplacophora, Chitonida, Chitonidae. Gene Ontology annotation, molecular function: glycosyltransferase activity. The coding region runs from base 91 to 1248 and encodes 385 amino acids. Gene Ontology annotation, cellular component: membrane. The transcript has 10 exons.